Molecule: messenger RNA, 931 nt
Organism: Ochotona princeps (American pika)
Lineage: Eukaryota; Metazoa; Chordata; Mammalia; Lagomorpha; Ochotonidae
Gene: MAF1
Product: MAF1 homolog, negative regulator of RNA polymerase III
Exons: 7
Coding region: 77-841 (254 amino acids)
Biological process (GO): negative regulation of transcription by RNA polymerase III
Cellular component (GO): nucleus
Molecular function (GO): RNA polymerase III core binding
Source: RefSeq, a predicted model, not a curated record
AGGCGGGGAGACCACCAGCCUUACCUGUCGGCCCUCAGGCAGCCCAGCCCCCCCGGAGUACCCCACACACAAGGACAUGAAGCUGUUGGAGAACUCGAGCUUUGAGGCCAUCAACUCGCAGCUGACGGUGGAGACGGGAGAUGCGCACAUCAUUGGCAGGAUCGAGAGCUACUCGUGUAAGAUGGCAGGCGACGACAAGCACAUGUUCAAGCAGUUCUGCCAGGAAGGUCAGCCCCACGUGCUGGAGGCAUUGUCCCCGCCGCAGACCUCGGGCCUGAGCCCCAGCCGUCUGGGCAGGAGUCAGGGCGGCGAGGACGAGGGCCCGCUCAGCGACACGUGCAGCCGUAAGACCCUCUUCUACCUGAUCGCCACGCUCAACGAGUCCUUCCGGCCCGACUACGACUUCAGCACGGCCCGCAGCCACGAGUUCAGCAGGGAGCCCAGCCUGAGCUGGGUGGUGAACGCUGUCAACUGCAGCCUCUUCUCUGCCGUGCGAGACGACUUCCGGGCCCUCAGGCCGCAGCUGUGGGAUGCUGUGGACGACGAGAUCUGUCUGGCUGAGUGCGACAUCUACAGCUAUAACCCUGACCUGGACUCAGACCCCUUCGGGGAAGACGGCAGCCUGUGGUCCUUCAACUACUUCUUUUACAACAAGCGGCUGAAGCGCAUUGUCUUCUUCAGCUGCCGCUCCAUCAGCGGCUCCACCUACACCCCAUCAGAGGCGGGCCAGGAGCUGGACAUGGAGCUGGGGGAAGAGGAGAUGGAGACAGAGCAGGGCGGCGAGGCAGGGGCUGAGGAGGCGAGCGCCAGGGAGGACAGAGUCCCUGUGGUUUGUAUGUGACGGCGAGGAGGAGGAGCAGAACCAGCUUCGUCCAGCUUGGACCAGACGCACACCUGCUGGCCUGAGGCGCCGGCCGCCCUGCUGCUGGCC